UUUGGCCCUUUUCAAAAAAUACUCGGAAUUUGAAACGUCAUAAUAAAAUCAGCCGUAAAUCGCGUUUCAUCCGUGUCAUUACAAUUUCAUAACAAUUAUUGCGACUAGCUACAAAAACGAGAAAUAAUUAAAUGGUUCUCUAGUACAGAAGGAUUAAUUUUUCCAUCAAUAAAAAUGCUACGAUUAGAGCGCUGUAAACAUUUACUAACCAGCCGCCUGUCGUCGCUGCGUACCCUGGGACCAGCGCUCAGAAACCUUUCCGCCGCAACAGUUUCCCCCGGCAAUCGAGCUAGUCCUCGUUCAGCAGUUAGACCGCCCGACAUUAGCAAACAACAGUUACGCCAGCUAGACGACGAGUACCGUGCAAUCGUGCGAUUAUUCUCCCGUUCGUACGGGAUCCCGCACUACGUACUGACACGAAAUAUUCACACUUCCUCCGGUUGCGAACAGCAACGGCGGGACAACGAUGCAGCGGGUGGUUCGAACCGUCCCCCGUCGGGUGAUGGGAAGAAAGAUAACGACGAUAAGGAGAAAAUGAUGUCGGUGGUGACGAAAACGCUGGUGUGGAUGAUCACAAUUUACGCGCUGGUAGCGUUUCUGACGAUGGUCGUACCGAACAGGAACCGACCGGAGACGACCACACGGUACGUCAGCUGGCAUGAGUUUGUACACCACAUGUUGGCGGUAGGGGAGGUGAAGGAAGUGGUGGUUCACCCGGAUAUGGAGAUGGUGACGAUUCUGUUGCACGAUGGGGCUAUCGUCAAGGGAAGGAGGGUGCACUCAAACAUUUUCCAUAUGGCCGUUGCUGAUGUGAACAAGUUUGAGGAAAAGCUGCGAUUGGUGGAGAAACGGUUGGGCAUUAAGGAUGGUGUUUCGGUGCAGUUUGAACGGAGUGGCGACGUUAGCGGUAAGAUUUUGUUCACGCUGAUUGCCACCGGGGUGAUAAUUGCGCUGUUGAGUCGGAUGCGAGGUAUUCGGGGACCGAUCAGUAUGGACUCGUUUACGCAAAUGGGUAGAGCAAAAUUUACUCUGGUUGAUCCGGUGGAUGGUGGUCGCGGGGUAUGGUUCAAAGACGUCGCUGGUCUGCAGGAAGCUAAGUUAGAGGUGAAGGAGUUUAUCGAUUAUUUGAAGGCUCCGGAACGCUAUCAAAGACUGGGGGCAAAGGUUCCCAAGGGAGCUUUACUACUUGGGCCUCCCGGGUGCGGAAAAACACUGUUGGCUAAGGCGGUGGCAACUGAGGCACAGGUUCCUUUCCUGAGCAUGAAUGGAUCGGAGUUUAUUGAGAUGAUAGGUGGACUGGGAGCGGCUCGAGUGCGGGACCUGUUCAAGGAAGCAGGAAAACGUUCGCCUUGUAUAAUUUAUAUCGAUGAAAUCGAUGCAAUUGGAAGACAGAGAGAUGGUGGCGGUAGCUUUGGCGGAGUUAGUUCUGGAGAGUCGGAACAAACAUUGAAUCAACUUCUGGUCGAAAUGGACGGAAUGGCUACCAAGGAAGGGGUUCUGAUGUUGGCCAGUACCAACCGUGCCGAUAUUCUGGACAAGGCUCUUUUACGACCGGGAAGGUUUGAUCGGCACAUUCUGAUAGACCUUCCAAAUCUGAUCGAAAGAAAGGAAAUUUUCGAAAAACAUCUUUCGGGAAUUGCGCUCGAAGCAGCCCCGGAUAAGUAUUCAUCCCGGUUAGCAACCCUGACACCGGGUUUCUCUGGAGCAGAUAUUGCCAAUGUGUGCAACGAAGCGGCCCUUCACGCGGCUCGAUCAAGCCAGAAAACGGUGACGACGGCCAAUCUAGAGUACGCCGUUGAGCGGUUGGUCGGUGGCACAGAAAAACGCUCCCACGCUUUAACACAGACGGAACGACGAGUAAUCGCAUUCCACGAGUCCGGUCAUGCACUGGUCGGUUGGCUUCUGCCGAACUCCGAUGUCCUACUAAAGGUGACCAUUGUUCCGCGGACAAGUUUGGCGCUUGGAUUCGCCCAGUACACCCCAAAGGAGCAGAAGCUGUAUAGCAAGGAGCAGCUAUUCGAUAAAAUGUGCAUGGCACUGGGAGGACGGGCGGCGGAAAACAUUACAUUCAAUCGAAUCACCACCGGGGCACAGAAUGAUUUGGAGAAGGUCACUAAGAUGGCAUAUGCGCAGAUCAAGUACUUUGGCAUGAAUGGCACCGUCGGUCCAAUCUCGUUCACCGAGGAAAGUGAGGAUAACCCGUACGCGGCAAAACCCUACUCAAAACAGUUGGGGGACGUGAUCGAUCGCGAGGCUCGCCAGAUGAUUACCGAGGCGUACGAACAGACGGAGCAGAUCUUGCGCGAAAAUGUUGAAAAACUACGAACUCUGGCCGAGGCUUUGCUUGCGAGGGAAACCCUCAACUACGAUCAGGUGGUAGAGCUUAUCGGACCUCCGAAGUACGACGAUGCGAAGCGGAAAAUCGAACCAGUGGAAUUUGAGGACAGCUUGAAGAAACUGUCGGCCGGAAACGGAGAUGACGCCAGUCAAUCAUCGGCACCUUUGUAAUUGGAUAGGAUACCUGUUGAAAAUAAAUUUACCUCGUUUUGUUUUUCCAACUCAACCAAAACAUUUCUUUUAUU
Messenger RNA from Topomyia yanbarensis, 2582 nucleotides. It is a transcript of the gene Spg7, whose product is annotated as paraplegin. The coding region runs from base 175 to 2508 and encodes 777 amino acids. The transcript has 4 exons. Gene Ontology annotation, cellular component: membrane; m-AAA complex. Gene Ontology annotation, molecular function: ATP-dependent peptidase activity; ATP binding; metalloendopeptidase activity. Gene Ontology annotation, biological process: protein-containing complex assembly; mitochondrial protein processing. The record is from RefSeq and is a predicted model, not a curated record. NCBI's taxonomy places the organism in Eukaryota, Metazoa, Arthropoda, Insecta, Diptera, Culicidae.